This is a messenger RNA of Arabis nemorensis, 1425 nucleotides long. The record is from the annotation of a GenBank genome assembly. Lineage: Eukaryota; Viridiplantae; Streptophyta; Magnoliopsida; Brassicales; Brassicaceae.
AUGAAGGCUGUAUGUGAUAGAUUUCUUCCUGCAAAGUGUUCAUCAUCAAGCGCAUGUGAAAAGUGUGAUAAAUCCUCAACGUCUCUAGUUUCAGAUUUGGCAUCUAGGGAUAACGAGUCAGAGUUGACGUUAUGCCCGUAUGUGUCUGCGCCUUCUUCCUCAGAUUCUCAAUCAUAUAGGGAAGCUUCAACUUCCGAGCAUAAGCCAGAUUGCACCACACAUAAUGGUUGGACAGUGAUUUUGAAUACAGCUUCUAUGGCAAGUGGGGCAAUUAAGAGAUUUCAAGAGCGUGUUUUAGGGCCGAGUAGAACCGGUAUUUCCAGCCUUACUAGUGAGAUAUGGCUACUGGGUGUCUGUUAUAAAACCUCAGAGGGUGAAUCCUCAGAAGAAGCAGAUUCUGGCCGUGUAUUGACUGCAUUCAAACAAGAUUUUUCAUCCUUAAUAUUGAUGACGUAUCGUAGAGGUUUUGAGCCUAUUGGAGACACAACAUAUACUAGUGAUGUAAACUGGGGUUGCAUGCUUCGAAGCAGCCAGAUGCUCUUCGCGCAGUCACUACUAUUCCAAAGGCUGGGAAGGUCUUGGAGGAAAAAGGAAUCCGAGCCGCCUGAACAGGAAUACUUAGAGAUCUUAGAACUUUUUGGUGAUUCUGAGGCUUCAGCAUUCUCGAUUCACAAUCUUAUACUAGCUGGAGAAUCUUAUGGCCUGGCUGCUGGGUCAUGGGUAGGACCAUAUGCUGUUUGUCGAUCAUGGGAAUCGUUAGCUCGGAAGAAAAGAGGAGAAACUGCUGUUAAACACCAUUCUUUUUCCAUGGCUGUUCAUAUCGUUUCUGGCAGCGAAGAUGGAGAGAGAGGUGGAGCUCCAAUUCUCUGUAUAGAAGAUGUCACCAAAUCUUGUUUGGGAUAUUCAGAAGGAAAAGCUGAGUGGACGCCAGUUCUUCUCCUGGUCCCACUAGUUCUCGGGCUUGACAAAGUGAACCCGAGGUACCUUCCAUCUCUGACAGCUACUUUCACAUUCCCUCAAAGCCUCGGCAUUUUGGGCGGCAAACCAGGUGCAUCAACUUACAUAGUUGGAGUUCAAGAAGACAAAGGUUUCUACCUUGAUCCGCACGAUGUUCAACAGGUAGUGACAGUCAACAAAGAAAACCAAGAUGUUGACACAUCUUCUUACCAUUGCAAUACCAUCCGUCAUGUUCCGUUGGAGUCACUUGACCCAUCGCUAGCUCUCGGAUUCUUUUGCCGGGACAAAGAUGAUUUUGAUGAUUUCUGUAUCCGAGCGACGAAGCUAGCUGGAGACUCUAAUGGCGCUCCGUUGUUCACUGUGACUCAAUCCCACAGAACAAGUGACUGUGAAAUUGCAGAAACCAGCACAGUUGCGUAUACAGAGAUCUCUGGUGAGGAACAUGAAGAUGAAUGGCAGUUACUUUGA